Molecule: messenger RNA, 930 nt
Organism: Saccostrea echinata
Lineage: Eukaryota; Metazoa; Mollusca; Bivalvia; Ostreida; Ostreidae
Product: phosphatidylethanolamine-binding protein 4-like
Exons: 6
Coding region: 67-765 (232 amino acids)
Source: RefSeq, a predicted model, not a curated record
CGAGGCAAUUUUUGCUUAUCAAGGUGAUACUAAAUAAUAUGUGUGAAUAAUAAUUUAAAAAUCUUAAUGAAAGUAGAGGGAAGAAAGAGCAUCCGACCUGGAAAGGGGGAUAACAAGGAACCUGUAGAGAAAGAGGUUAACAAGCUUCAGAAGUCAGAGACGCAUUCCGGCUCCCUUAUUGACAAAAACGACAAAACCAUCAUGACGACUUCUGUCUUUUUUGUUGUCAUGUUCCUCCUGUUUUGGGAGGGAUUGAAGGCCUGUCAACUCCCUCAAGAUAAUUGUCCCUCUGAUUCCGCACGUAAGCUCACCCUAACCAGCCCCGGGGGUGGGACGGUGUACAACGGGUGUGGAGGUACGAUUGACAAGGCAGCGGCUAAAGAAGCUCCGAUGGUCAAAUUUGAGCAUGCCAGGGCUGAUGCUAUAUACACACUGGUGAUGGCAGAUCCUGAUGCCCCAUUCAAAGAUAACCCGACCCAGAAAUACUGGCUCCACUGGCUAGUCACCAACAUUAAGGGAGUCGACUUAAUGAGUGGAAAUGCAAAAGGUGAUGUUGUCAUGGAAUAUAAUCCUCCCACUCCUCCUAAGCCACAGCCGGGGACCAGUAACCCUCACAGAUACAUAUUUUACCUGCUGGAACAAAACGGAGACCCAGACACCUCUCUGGUUAAUAGUCAGUGGAGAGGGAAAUUCAGACUGGAGGAUUUUAUAACUCUUAAUGGUUGUAACAUUGUGGCCUCCUUCCAGUAUACAACAAGUUACUAAAGUUAACAAGAAGUUACAAAAUACAGUUACUACUUUCUCAUGUUACUAAAUCCCCUACUUAUAAACAUGUCAGGAUUUUAAUAACAUAAGAAGUAUUCAAAUCUGUAUAUAUGAAUUAUUUGUUGUUCAAAAAUGGCCUUAAAUAGAAUAGUUUUUAGAGAGAAA